Molecule: messenger RNA, 714 nt
Organism: Dichotomopilus funicola
Lineage: Eukaryota; Fungi; Ascomycota; Sordariomycetes; Sordariales; Chaetomiaceae
Product: putative ras-like protein precursor
Exons: 2
Coding region: 1-714 (237 amino acids)
Biological process (GO): Ras protein signal transduction
Cellular component (GO): plasma membrane
Molecular function (GO): GTPase activity; GTP binding; GDP binding
Source: RefSeq, a predicted model, not a curated record
AUGGCGGGCAAGAUGGUGCUAUACAAAUUGGUGGUGCUAGGAGAUGGUGGCGUAGGAAAAACGGCUCUUACAAUUCAGCUUUGCUUGCAGCAUUUCGUCGAAACGUACGACCCGACCAUUGAGGACUCGUACCGCAAGCAAGCCGUGAUAGACAAUCAAGCCUGCAUGCUGGAGGUGCUCGAUACGGCAGGGCAAGAAGAGUAUACCGCGCUCCGAGACCAGUGGAUCCGCGAUGGCGAAGGCUUCGUCCUUGUCUACAGCAUCUCGUCCCGAUCGUCCUUCACGCGCAUCAAGCGGUUCCACCACCAAAUCCAAAGGGUAAAGGAGUCAACAGCCUCGUCCCCGUCAUAUCCAGGCUCACCGAUCUCGGCGGUCAACCCGUCCGCGCCCGUCCCCAUCAUGCUCGUGGGCAACAAGAGCGAUCGUAUCGCCGAGCGCGAAGUCUCGACACAGGAGGGCCACGCGCUGGCGCGCGAACUCGGAUGCGAAUUCGUUGAGGCCUCGGCUAAGAACUACAUCAACGUCGACAAGGCUUUCUACGACGUCGUCCGGAUCCUGCGGCGACAACGGCAGGCCUCAGCGCAGCCACACUCGCCCACGAACAGCAGCAAGUACGAGUCUUCUCGGCGCUCCGACUCAACCGUCCAGCCAGAGAAGGGCCGCCACCGAUGGGAACGUGGCGAGCGUCGCAGGGGAGGUUGUGUAAUCUUAUGA